Molecule: messenger RNA, 2100 nt
Organism: Lasiodiplodia theobromae
Lineage: Eukaryota; Fungi; Ascomycota; Dothideomycetes; Botryosphaeriales; Botryosphaeriaceae
Product: Choline transporter-like protein
Exons: 1
Coding region: 1-2100 (699 amino acids)
Biological process (GO): transmembrane transport
Cellular component (GO): plasma membrane
Molecular function (GO): transmembrane transporter activity
Source: RefSeq, a predicted model, not a curated record
AUGCCCAACCCGUACGGGCCCAGCGCCUCGCAAGUCUCGCGCUUCCCUUUUGCCUCGCGCACCUCCGGCCCCGCUCCGCUUUUCUACUCGGCAACCGACGACUUCCGGGAAGAGGAUGACGGCGAGGAGCACGAGCGCGAGGUCGCCGACUUUUACGCCCUUCAAAAAUCGCGCCGUCAGUUUGGGGGGAGUCAUUUGACCGACUCCUCUGAUAUGGAUGACCAUGAGCGCGCCUCCAAGUCGGAGCACAGCAACGGCGGUGAAGAUGAUGACGAAGGGGCUCCUUUUGCUAGAGGAAUCAGAAGCUCAUGGAGAGGGAGUAGGGCGACAGUACGAGGCAGAGAGCCUACUGUGCAGCCUAUUCAGGAAGACGAAGGUAGAGAACGGAGCGUCAGUGUUUCCGAGGCGAGUGCGCCGAGCAGCAAGGGGAAGGGUAAACUUGUGGAUGUGGAGUUGGCCUCAACAGCGAAGGACAGCGGAGAUGAGUUCCAAGACGAUUACUCAGACGACGACCAAGACGCUCCGCCGGCGUACCAGCAUCUCCCUCGAGCGCAAGGGAUCAAUCCGCCCCGUAACCCGCUACGCAAUACGCUACCGAUACCCCUGGAGACGGAUGAGGAGGCUCUCUUGCAGCACCCAAGACCAGCAAGUCCAGACCGCGAAACGGUCGUCACUAUCGUACCGGAGGAGCAGGAGGAGCGAUACGACAGCUUCUGGUCGUAUUUGUAUCUCAUUUGCCUCGCCGCGUUCUUGGGGACGGCAUUCCUCGUGUGGCUACAUACCUCCGCUCCCGGCAAGAAGCUUCCGUUGGGAGACACCAUCUAUUCGACAUUACAUUCGUCAUUUCACCUGCUCUCGGUCUACACGCUUGUAUCUAUGAUCGUGGCAGGGCUUUGGCUAGCUUGCUUGUCCUACUUUGCCCAACCGCUGGUGCAGCUAAUCACUUUGGGUGUGCCGAUCAUUCUUACAUCUUUCUUCCUAUACCCUUUCAUCUCAAGUUUCAAAGGGUCAGAAACCACUUUCCAGGAUAAGGCCAUGCGCUGGACAUCCUUUAUUCCCGGUAUCUGCGCAGUUCUCUGGAUUCACAUGGUAUACCAAGGGCGGCGCUCGAUUGAUAAAGCAACUCGUAUACUACAGCUUGCGAGCCGGGUACUCGCGGAAUGCUCGGCCCUGGUUCUUGUUGGCUUAGCCGUGCUUGCGUUUACCGUCCUAUGGACGUGGACGUGGAUAGGACUUUUCACCCGGCUGUUCCUCGAGGGUCAUAGGAGUGAUGGAAAGAUCACUCUUUGGGUCAUCGAUUUCAGUACCUGGUGGCUUGGGGCUUUCUACAUCCUGUUCUUCCUGUGGACCUCUUCAAUCAUCGCAGGAAUUCAACGAUCGUUGACCGCCGCCACCGUAAGUCAGUGGUACUUCCACCGCUACGCGACGCCAAAGCCUACAAGCCGUCAAGUUGCUCAAGCAUCGUUCUGGCAUGCCGUUGGUCCGAUGUUUGGCUCCGUUUGCCUUUCGACUUUCCUGACAAUCGCCCUCCGACUCCCUCUGAUGGUUCUCCCCCGUCGCUUUGCUGCCUUUGUGAGCCUUUGCCUGUACCAAUUCAUCCCAACUUCAGCGGUAAUGCUCACAAACCCGCUCACGCUUACUUACGCCUCAAUCCACUCCAUGGACCUCCGUCGCGCAGCUCACGGGCUCCGCCAGCUCUCCUUCGUCUCGCACUCGCGACCCACGACCACGCUGACGCCGCGCUCAUUCUCGUCGCCCUCGGGCCAUGAACUCGUCCCGUAUCGUCUGGCGAAGCUGUUGCUGCACGCAACACGUUUCGUCAUGUGUAUGGCUCUGGGGUUCGGCGGCUGGGCCGGCACCGCCCAUUCGCUGGAGCUCGCCGGCGCGAAGCACCACGGUAGUUACUACGCAUACGUCGUCGGCAUGAUCGCCGCUGCAAUCGGCUGGAGCGUGCUCGGCGCGUUCGAGGGCGUGCUGGGAUUCAUCCUGGACGGCCUGAUCGUCUGCUGGGGUAGCGAGGUGGGCUCGCAGGGCACGGGCCAGAGUAGGUACUGCCCCGACGCUGGCCAGCUCUUCGGCGAGGAGUCUCGUAGGUAUUAG